This is a messenger RNA of Rhea pennata, 5860 nucleotides long. RefSeq names its product aldehyde dehydrogenase 1 family member A2 (gene ALDH1A2). Gene Ontology annotation, molecular function: aldehyde dehydrogenase (NAD+) activity. The coding region runs from base 1605 to 3569 and encodes 654 amino acids. The record is from RefSeq and is a predicted model, not a curated record. The transcript is spliced from 25 exons. NCBI's taxonomy places the organism in Eukaryota, Metazoa, Chordata, Aves, Rheiformes, Rheidae.
AUAUAUUUGUUCGUGCAAUGGCAAUCAGAUAGAGAGGAGGGAGCAAAUGAAUAAAGACAAAUGUGAAGCUAAGUAGAUUAGGACUCUUCAGCCAGGAGAAGAGACAACUGAAAGAGCAAUAUGAUAUAGAGAUCAAGAAAAUCUUGGAUGUCAUGGAGAAGAUGGAGGGGGUUCAGUUGUUCAUGUCUCUUCCAAUACAAGAUGCAAGGACGUCAAAUGAAGUUAGCAAAAGAAGAUGGUGAUUCUUCCCACAGCAUGACAUCUGAAAGCAUCCACAAAUUUUUCAGGUCCCAAGUGUUCUCCAGAGCCUUGCAAUGGAAGAGAAUUACAUGAGAAAGCGUGUGCAGGAGAAAGCAAGCAGAGCUGUGUGCCAGCAGGAUUCAAAUGGAACAAACUUGACAGAAAUGGGGAAGUUACCCAAGCUUGGACUACGUGUGACUUAUACCUGGAAUGGAACGACUUGCUAAGAAUCACUGGGGAGCCUGAAGGAUCAGGUUACGUCUGUCUUGUAAUUCUUCCUGCUGCCCCAGACUUGGAACAGUGUUGUGUAUGAAAAGCCAUCUUUGUGGGGAACAGAUUGAUGGGCUUCACAUCCGUUUCAGGUGCUCCGUUCCUUGUUGUAAUGUGCCUAUUGUGACAUGAGCAGUCUCAGGACUGAAGAGAUUCAUCUGUGUUUUCUUCUCAGACACACUCUCAGACAGAAGACAGUGGUUGUUUGGUGGCCUGGACUUCAGAGGAAUUUGGGGGCGCUUCUUGAAAAGCGAAAGUUGUGGAUAGGGCUUGGCACUCAAAAGCCUGAAGAGUGGCACUCAGUCAAGACUGGAGCUAUGGAGAGAGUGAGAACAAGAGGCCUGCUGCCGGCUUUGCCAGAAAACCAGAUAAAAGAUGUGGAAGAGGAAAAUGCUACAGAUCUGCUUGCGGACAGGAGAAAAUGCUCUGCAUGCAAAAUUCUUUGUCAUGGGAAAAGCACAGGAAGCACAAUAUUGCAACCUCUGCAACGACCCUGCUCUGCUGGAAUUGAACUCUGAUCUUCUAUAUAAUAGAGAAAACACUUUUCAACUACAGUGGUGAUACACAGCUCAGAACAUGGAGCCCACACAAGAUCUCUCUGCAACAAAUCUCUGCAUCUGAACGUGGAGAGGGAGUUAAUAAUUUGUGAUAAAUUAAAAUACAAGUAUCUCCUGAAGAACAUUUGCUGCCAUCACGGUCAGUAAUGAAAAUAGCAAGCAAUUAACAUGGAACCCUAAGGCUGAAGCUUUUACUCGACAUAGCAGAACAUCAAGUUCAGACUUCAUGGAGGAAGAGACAGUGCUAUUGAUGGCUGGCUGUGAGAAGGAGCAAAGGCAGACGUCCUCCAGAAGCCCUCUGAGACCAGCUGUCAGUCGUUGACUGGAGAGCCUGCGGCAGGGCAGUGGGUGUGCAUGGUGCCGUUCACCACCUGGGCAUAGUUAGCAAUUAGUCUAAAGAACAUGAGGACUUGGGCCAGAAGCUUCUGAUGUCCGUCAGCCCAGUCAGAGCACAAGCUGAUGCCAUCUGCUGUUUCAUCCAGCGAGCUGGGACAGAUGUCCAGCGCACAUGUGCUGCUUGGUGAAUGUUGCUGAGUAAUGGCACCAGGUUGUAUUUGGCUACUGCCUUUCCCAAGGACCCAGACACCCCCUUCCCAUUACAUGUCACACUCAACCUCUUACAUGAUGUGGCCUCCGAACUACAAGAGUCCUCCAAAAAUAAUAGUUGGGAAUGAAAAAAACAUUUGGGCCUUCAGUCCUUGUCCUUUCACAAAGAACUUUCAAGAAAAGAGGAAGCCAUGGUGGAGCUGCAGAAACCACACUGGCAGCACCCACCUCUCCUUCUGGUUGCUGCGCUUUUGCUCAUCGCAAAAGGGGUGGUUGGUCAUGGAGGCAGAGGGAGCCGCAGGGGUGGUUGUGGGACCUUGCCAGUGGGAAGCGAGGAACGGAGUAUCGAUCCUUUCCGUGAAGGGAGAAGGGGAAACCCAAGGAAUGGAACAGAGGCAGAACCUCCCUUCAGGAAGAGACCUUCAAGCAGACAGAGGGGACAGGGCACUGCAAGCCCUACGGCAGCGCGGGACGCGAGGUGACAAACGUGCCGGCACCGCCGGCCUCGAGGAUGUGAUUUUUAUCAAUAAUGAGUGGCAAAAUUCCGAAAGUGGGAGAAUAUUCCCAGUAUAUAACCCAGCAACAGGAGAGCAGAUCUGCGAGAUCCAGGAAGCUGACAAGGUUGAUACCGAUAAAGCAGUGAGAGCUGCUCGCCUUGCUUUUUCUCUAGGUUCAGUCUGGAGGAGAAUGGAUGCAUCGGAAAGAGGCCACCUCCUGGAUAAGCUAGCAGACUUAGUCGAAAGAGACAGGGCAAUUCUUGCCACUAUGGAAUCAUUGAACAGUGGCAAACCUUUCCUGCAAGCCUUCUAUGUAGAUCUUCAAGGAGUAAUAAAAACCCUGAGAUAUUAUGCUGGUUGGGCAGACAAAAUCCAUGGAAUGACCAUUCCUGUAGAUGGAGAUUAUUUUACGUUUACAAGACAUGAACCCAUCGGAGUGUGUGGACAGAUCAUCCCUUGGAACUUCCCCCUGCUGAUGUUUGCAUGGAAGAUUGCUCCAGCUCUGUGCUGUGGCAAUACAGUAGUUAUUAAACCAGCAGAACAAACACCACUCAGCGCUCUCUAUAUGGGAGCCCUCAUCAAGGAGGCUGGCUUUCCACCAGGAGUUGUCAAUAUUUUGCCAGGAUUUGGUCCAAUUGUUGGUACAGCAAUAGCAUCUCAUGUUGGCAUUGAUAAAAUUGCUUUCACUGGAUCCACUGAGGUUGGAAAGCUGAUCCAAGAAGCAGCUGGAAGGAGUAAUUUGAAGAGAGUUACGCUGGAGCUGGGUGGGAAAAGCCCAAACAUUAUUUUUGCAGAUGCUGAUUUGGACUAUGCUGUGGAACAAGCUCACCAGGGUGUCUUCUUCAAUCAAGGUCAAUGCUGCACUGCAGGCUCCCGGAUUUAUGUGGAAGAAUCAAUCUAUGAGGAGUUUGUUAGAAGAAGUGUGGAACGUGCGAAGAGGAGAGUAGUAGGGAGUCCUUUUGACCCAACUACAGAACAAGGUCCACAGAUUGAUAAAAAGCAAUACAACAAAAUCUUGGAACUGAUUCAAAGUGGCAUUACUGAAGGAGCAAAACUUGAAUGUGGGGGUAAAGGACUAGGAAGAAAAGGCUUCUUUAUUGAACCUACAGUAUUUUCCAAUGUAACAGAUGACAUGCGGAUUGCAAAGGAGGAGAUUUUUGGGCCUGUUCAAGAAAUACUGAGAUUUAAAACCAUGGAUGAAGUUAUAGAGAGAGCCAACAAUUCUGAUUUUGGGCUGGUAGCUGCUGUCUUUACAAAUGACAUAAAUAAGGCCCUGACAGUCUCUUCAGCAAUGCAGGCUGGGACAGUCUGGAUAAAUUGCUACAAUGCCUUAAAUGCCCAAAGUCCUUUUGGAGGAUUCAAAAUGUCUGGCAAUGGGAGAGAGAUGGGUGAAUGUGGAUUGAGAGAAUACUCUGAAGUUAAAACUGUGACAAUAAAGAUCCCUCAGAAGAAUUCGUAAAAUGAUGAAAGACAAGGUUGUGCAGAAGAGCACGUGAUGCUACCCUCUCUAUUCCUUAUGGGGACCAGCACUCAGGAAUAAAAAGUGUUACACAAUAUAUAUUUAAGAAAUUAAGUUGCGACAUACAUACCAGGCACAUAAUCACAUAAGUAAUGCAAACCAACUCUGCAUGUUUUCGUAAAACUCUUCUUUACAUCUUUACUAAACAAACCAUACAAACCAUACAAACAUGAGAUAAAGUUGCUAUUGGGCAUCAUUUAAUAACGGUUCUACCUAUAAAACUGUUAAAUGCGAAUGCAUGCACACACACAUUUAUCUCUUCAUUAAACAGCAUUAGCAGAAUAAGUCUUACUGCUUGAAGUUGCCUUUUCAAGGCCUGCCUUGUGCUGACAUUCUUGUUUCAUACAGGGCUUUACAAGUCAAAUUUUACCCCAAAUGCUAGCAGUGCGCAACAUAACCAAGUACCAUUGGUAUUCUUAAAAGAAAAGAAAAGAAAAAAGAAAACAAAAGAAAAGAAAAGAAAAGAGAAGAAAAAAGAAAAGAAAAGAAAUUGAUAUAUUGGCAACUUUUCAAUUAGCACAUUCACACAAAGAGGUCAGACUGGAGAGGGAACUAAAUCAUUGCAUGCAUAAUGAAAUCCAAAUACUUAUCAGUGAGAUUUGACUUUCAGACUCGCAGCUUUUUUGUUUUCAAAACUUAUUUUGUUAAUUAUAUUAUGCCUUGCUUAUUAUAAGCAAAAAACCUCCCUUAAAGGACUUCUUAAAAAGUUUUACCUGCCUGCAAAAAGAGCAUGGCCAGGCAGGGUAGAAGGGUGCCAAGGAGUACAGGAACAGAUCUGAAGGCUUCAGAAAGCUUUCAGCUUUCACAGCUCACCCAGUUUUGUUGUUUGCUGUUGUUGUUUUCACCUUUUUAAAGAAAGAAGCAUAUGCACACACAGACUCUGUAACCUUGUCUGACAGUACACUGUCCAUGAUUACAGCAGAUGUUUCUACUUUUACCAGUGGGAAAUUGUUACAUAUUCAUUACACAGGGAAGUAUCCAGCAAAAACUCAGCUGACAAACAAGUUAGCUUGACUUUAUUUUCUUAUCCAAUGCUGGCUUGCCAUCCUCACCACGCUCGUGAGCCUGAGGUGAGUUUACCUGCUGGCACUACACCUGCUCAAUGAUGUCUGCUCUUUUCUUGACCCAGCACAAAAAAUAUGAGCAAGCUCUUUGAAGAGUCAGAUGUUUAAAACCACUGUCACACCAUUCCCUGCUGCCUACAGAACCUCUUCCGACUUGUAACUAACAACUAACAUCAUCUUCUCUUUCCUCUUUCCAGCUGCAGAAUUAAUCGAAUCUUCACUUUUUUAAAAAAGUUUUUGCUUUAUGUUUUAACUUAGAAUUAAGAAAAUUUAUUUUAAAAGUAUAGUAGAUCAGAUGAUUUACUGUAGCUACAUUUAUGUGGAGUGCAAGGACAAAAUUAUAGACUCAUGUGUAACAGUUUUUCUAGCUGCAGACUCUAUACUACGAACCACUGAAAACUCCAGACCUGAUUCAGCAAAUGAUUUCUGCAUGUUCUUAACUUUCUUUACCCUCUGAGGAAUUCCUCUUAGAGCUUAAGUUAAGUGUGUCCUUAAACAUAUUGCUGAAUCAGGAUAAGAUUAUGCAGCACUUUGCAGUGUUGCGGCCCCCAAAUCAACAUUUUUUAUUUAUAACUCAUGUCAAUCUGUGUGUAUGUUUUUAAAGCAAUACAUAUACAUAAUGUUAUUCAGAAAUUAUAGUAUAUUCACAGACAUGGAGAUGAGUCAAAAUGUUCCUGAGUUGUUAAAUGCGAAUGCCAUGUACUCCUACUGUAGUGUAUGUCACAGUUAAAAAAAGAAAAACAAAAAAUACAGCAAAUAAGAAAUUAGUUAUCUUUUUAACUGCAAUAUAAUCUGUGAAAAAGGAGAUUUUAUUUCUUUCCUCCUAUUUACUUAAAAACAAAACUUUCUGUGCUAGCAUCAUUUACACUGUGUACUCUUUUGUAUUCUUUAUGUGUUUUGUAUGUCUGUGUGUUAUUCCCAGUACUUCUCCGUAAAUAAUAUAGAGUUGCUUCCCCUCCCCAGUCUUUUCACUGCAGCUCCAUUUGAUGUAUAUGGACUUGUGAAAUCCUUUUUUAAUGUACCAUCUGCAUGGAUCCAACAAAACAUUUUUCCAGUCCCUGCAGCUUUUUGUUACAGUUUUUAAUCAUGUAUAUAGUUAUAUGUUAUUAAAAAAGUAAAAGGAUAUUUUCUAUGAAGUUUUUUCCAUUAAAAAGGUUUAGAGAAAGA